Molecule: messenger RNA, 990 nt
Organism: Adineta steineri
Lineage: Eukaryota; Metazoa; Rotifera; Eurotatoria; Adinetida; Adinetidae
Source: the annotation of a GenBank genome assembly
AUGGCUCUUCGAACAUCAACGAAUCGUCGAAGUACUAGUAAUGAUGAAAGUGAGGAAAAUCGGCAUCAUCGUCAUCAGCAACAUCAUAAUGAAUAUGAUGAAGAAAUUGUUGAAACAGAAGAUGAUCUUAUUGAAAACUAUCGUUAUUUAACACAACGUUGUGGUGCAUUACGUCAAUCUCCAACAACAAAUGUAAUAAGUGCUAUUCAACAACAACAACAAAAGCAAAAACAAACGAAUCAAUCGUUAUUUUCACGUCAAUAUUCAUCUAUAAGUGAAACUCAUAAUCCUCCGUCUCAUCAUCAUAAUAAUAUUAAUAAUACAAACGAAUUUGAACGUUCAUUUUCUUCGACUAAACAUCGACGCUCACAUGUAAAUGAUUUAAAUAAUAAUAAUCAUAAUUAUUUAACAACAAAUACUCGUGUACCUCCAACGAUUUAUUAUAGUGAAACAGGUGAAGAUGCAAUUGGUCAUAAUCAAUCAUUUUCAUUAGUGAAAUUAUUUGCACGUAUGAAAGCACGUUUAAAACAUGAUAAACGUUAUCGUCCUCGACCAACACAUGAAUUACUUUAUGAAGAAGAUCCUCAAGAAUGGUAUGAAUUAACAAAAAAUGUUCGAACUGUUUUAACAAAAGCUCUUCUACCAGAUGGAGGUUAUGAUGCAGCAGCAAAUCGUGCCAAACUAAAUCAUACUCGACAAGGUUCACGUAAAAAAUCUCGUGAACAUCUUCCUGUUCUAGCAAAAGAACAUGAUGAUGAAGAAAAAAUUACGUUUGAAAUUGAUGAUGAAUUAAAUACUGAAGGUGAUCCGGAAUUUGACCAAAUUAUAUGGGAAAAAUUUAUACAUUGUACAAGAGGAUAUAAUUAUAGACGUGCUGGAGUUUGUAAAGCUAUUGAUCGACAAUAUUUUCAAGGACAAUUAGCCUUUUUCUAUGGUGUUGCUAAUAAUAUAUUAAUUGAUGAAAAUUUAAAAGCAUCUGGUUUAGGUUAA